AUGGCGCCAAACGGUUCAAAACGAAGAAAGCUGGCCCAUGACUCGUCGGAUGAUGAGUCUGGGGCUCAGUCCUCCUCCAAGAACGCCCAGAAAUCUUUCUUUAAGCACGCCUCAAACUGGAACCUCGAACAGGACUACGAGUCGCGCCCGCGCAAGGGCAAGAAGCAAAAGGAGAGCAACAAGCUGCCCAUCAAGACGGCCGACGGAAGGAUCGAGCAUGCGCAGGGGGAUGACGACGAUGCAGCGUCAAUUGAGAGCGACACCGAGUGGCUAGAGGGUCGUGAGGAUGAGUUUGAAGAGUGGGAGCCGGAACCGGACGAGAUGGUGAAGGAGCCUGAGGUUCCUGAGCCGCAGCAGAUCCGAGAGGCGCAGGAGGAGCUGGCAAAGAUAGCCAUGGCUGUCAAUGAGAAUCCGGAGGAUCAUGUCGGCGCAUUCAAGGCCCUCGCCAAGAUUGGGCGCUCCAAGAUCGUUGCCAUCCAGAUGCUCGCCCUGGUCACCCAAAUGUCUGUCUACAAGGAUGUCAUCCCCGGAUACCGGAUACGCCCGGCGAACGAGGACGCCGCCAGAGAGAAGUUAUCGAAGGAGGUGCGGACGCUGAGGCAGUACGAGCAGGCCUUGGUCUCGGGUUAUCAGACCUACAUCAAGGAGCUCGCCCGGUGCUCCAAGCUGGAGAUCAGUGUUGCUCGAGGUGGACAAAGCCUCGCCAAUGUGGCCAUUACUUGCGCUUGUACUCUUCUUACAUCGGUGCCUCACUUCAACUUCCGCGCGGACAUCAUCAAGAUCUUAGUCAACAAGCUCAGCAGGCGCAAGAUCAACCAGGACGGCGUCAAGUGUCUACAAGCCUUUGAGACGCUCUUCAAGGACGACGAGGAGGGACGGCCAACUCAAGAGGCAGUGUCACUGCUCUCAAAGAUGAUGAAGGCACGCGACUUCCAGGUCGACGAGAGCGUCGUUAACCUCUUCCUCUCUCUCCGCCUCCUCUCCGAGUUCUUCGGCAAGGCCUCGCAAGACUAUGUGGAACAGGACAAUUCCGCCCAGGGCAAGAAGAAGCGCGAGUUCCGGACCAAGCGCCGGCGCAAGGAGCUCAAGGAGCAAAAGGCGUUGGACAAGGACAUGGCCAACGCCGAUGCGAUGGUCAGCCAUGAGGAGCGCGACCGUAUGCAGUCCGAGACCCUGAAACUAGUCUUUGCGACAUACUUCCGUAUCCUCAAGCUUCGUCUGCCGCACCUCAUGGGUGCUGUCCUUGAGGGUCUCGCCAAGUACGCCCAUCUCAUCAACCAGGAUUUCUUUGGUGAUUUGCUCGAGGCCCUCAAGGAUCUCAUCCGACACAGCGAGGAGGACUCAGAGGUGGACCCUGAAGCUGAGGGAGAGAACGAGGAAGAGGAUGAAGAAGAUGACGUCCCUGUCCGCAACCUUACCCGUGAAGCCCUCCUCUGCACCGUCACUGCAUACGCCCUCCUCGCCGGCCAAGACGCCCACAACAGUCGCAACGACCUCCAUCUUGACCUCUCCUUCUUCACCACCCACCUCUUCAAGUCCCUACUCUCCCUUUCCACCAACCCAGACCUCGAGUUGACCCGCCCUGCCACAUCAUCCGCCUCAGCCACCACCAAGAUCAACGUCCAGACUACGACGGUCCUCCUCCUCCGCUCGCUGACUGGUAUUCUCCUUCCCUCGUGGAAUAUCCGUUCUGUCCCGCCUUUGAGGCUCGCCGCAUUUACGAAGCAGCUCAUGACGGCCGCGCUGCAGCUGCCGGACAAGUCAUGCCAGGCGGUUCUUGUGCUGUUGAGCGAUGUGGCGCACACGCACAGCAAGAAGGUACGCAGUCUGUGGGAUACCGAGGAGCGCAAGGGUGAUGGCCGAUACAACGCCGUGAGUGAUAGUGUUGAAGGGAGCAAUCCCUUUACGGCGACCGUGUGGGAGGGUGAGCUAUUAAGGAAGCACUUCUCGCCCAAGGUCAGGGAGGGCGUGAAGCUUUUGGAAAAGGGUAUGUCUGGAUAG
Molecule: messenger RNA, 2001 nt
Organism: Fusarium vanettenii 77-13-4
Lineage: Eukaryota; Fungi; Ascomycota; Sordariomycetes; Hypocreales; Nectriaceae
Exons: 1
Coding region: 1-2001 (666 amino acids)
Biological process (GO): DNA replication initiation
Cellular component (GO): nucleolus
Molecular function (GO): chromatin binding
Source: RefSeq, a predicted model, not a curated record